This is a messenger RNA of Danio aesculapii, 1379 nucleotides long. RefSeq names its product interleukin 22 receptor, alpha 2 (gene il22ra2). The record is from RefSeq and is a predicted model, not a curated record. Gene Ontology annotation, molecular function: protein binding. Lineage: Eukaryota; Metazoa; Chordata; Actinopteri; Cypriniformes; Danionidae. The coding region runs from base 1 to 717 and encodes 238 amino acids. The transcript has 6 exons.
AUGCCUUUUAACAUGCUCACCUUGACCGGUCAUCAAUGCCUGGACAUCGUUUUUGCGAUUUCCCUUCUGUGUUGGGUAGAAUGUAGCCCCACUCAGCAGGAAGAAAUGGCUCCAACCGAAGUACAGUUUCAAUCUUUGGACUUCCGAAAUGUCUUACAUUGGAAACAUCAGCACAAAGCUUCCAAGAACUUGAAAUAUUUUGUUCAGCAUAAAAUACAUGGAGACAAAGAGUGGAGCAAUUCCAAACAUUGCCAGGGCAUCCAGACGCUACAGUGUGACCUGACACAGGAGACAUCGGACCCCAGAGAAUGGUACUACGCCAGAGUCCGCUUGCUCUCCUCUCAGGGCUUCUCUUCAUGGGUCCUCAGCCACAGGUUCUACCCUCAAUGGGAAACCAACUUCAGCCCACCGCAAAUAAAGGUUACUGUGGCAGGAGGACAUACCGUUAAAGUUCAGAUCAAACCUCCGAGAACUCCACUGAGAGGGCACAACGGCAACAGGAUACGAGUGACAAAACUGCACAAACUCACCUUCAGAAUCUUUCUGAUGCACAAUGAUGUAGAAGAGGAAGUUCAUGAAACAGACAGUUGCUCCAAGGAACUUGUAAUUGAGGGGCUCCGUCCGAAAACCACCUACUGCCUCCAGGCUCUGUCCGUCACUCCUCGCUCGGGCCGCAUAAGCUCGCGGAGUCCCAGGACCUGCAUCACCACUCACUGAGGGUUAAUAGUGGCUCCCACAGGGUAAGGUUGCCUCUGGAUCUUUGUUUGACUGAAAAUUACUCUACGCACACACACUACCUUGAAGAAUGUCUGAAAAUGUUCACUAACGUCAUGUUUACUACAAACCUGGCCUUGCCUUUGGGUUACAUUUAAAGCUGAAGUGUGUAAUUUCUGGACCAUAAAAGGGAAUGGCAAAAAUAAUGAGUGUUUACACACUGGUUUCCUUUCAGUGGUUGGACAAACUCAGCUCACACCACUGGUUUGAGCCAAUAGCAGUACACAAAGAGUCAAAAGAAUUCCAAGAGUGCUGUAGGAAAUUAAUAAAUGACUUAUUUGUGUUAUUCAGUAUUAAAUUAGGCUAAUUAACGUUAAAAUAAAAACACAUUUCAUGCUAAUGACUGGUCAAAAAUAGCAUGAACUAAUAGUCUUUAGAAACUGAACAAUGGACAAUAGUUAAACAAUACAAUGCACAACAUUCACUCUUCAAAAUACAUAGAUAUAUAGACUAGAUAUCGUAUACGGAUGCGUCAAUAGUGCCGCCACAUUUGUACAGUGCUCCCAGGACAAAUGUCCUUCAACCGCACUAGUCAACCGCAAAGCCAAUGUGAAAAUGCUGGACUGCGGACGGCUGUAGUAACGAGCAAACAAAAAAAAAACAAA